Molecule: messenger RNA, 1128 nt
Organism: Ostrea edulis (European flat oyster)
Lineage: Eukaryota; Metazoa; Mollusca; Bivalvia; Ostreida; Ostreidae
Exons: 8
Coding region: 210-1028 (272 amino acids)
Source: RefSeq, a predicted model, not a curated record
UCUUUAUAUCUUUAGUCUUCAUAGCGGGGAACGAUUCUCGAAAACGGCGUCUUCAUUUCAGUAUGCCCUUGUUACUUGUAGCAAACAAAAGUGUGUAGACUGUUUUUAUAUGAUAAUCUUGGCUACAUGUGCAAUUGUGCAUGUAGUUGUGCACCAGUGAGGAGGAGGGUAAGGUAUACGGCCUAAAGCGCCACAUAGACAAAGGGGACAUGGCUCAGUCCAAACCAAAGCUGUUACAGUACUACAUCAGAGACUCAGUGGUCCCAUUCGAAGAGGACAUGUAUCAUGAGUUCAAAGGUCACAGGAAUUUGUCAGUGGAAGAAUUACCUCCAUGGACCAAAGAAACAAAUAAAGACAGAGCAUCCAGAAGGGCUGUAUCUAGGGCUCUGAAUGGGUUUAUCAACACAGGAAAAGGCGGGACAACUUAUCUUGGUAUUAUAGAUUCAGGAUGUGUCCGUGGUCUGACAUUGACCCAAUACCAGAAAGACCACGUGGUAGGGAGUUUGGAUGACUUAAUGUCACGGUACACCCCUCAUGUGGCCCCUCACAGGUACAAAGUCAAGUUUGUCCCUGUGGUACAGGAAGAUUGCACAGAAGAAGAGAGAUAUCUGCAAUGUGUGUCUGACCUGGGAGAGGGUUAUGGGUUGGAGGAGAGGAAACGCCCACAUCAUUUUCGUACUCAUCUCUACUGCUGGUGUGAUAAAGAGUCAUUCUCUCAGUACAGCUGUGGAACACUUGCCACAGACUAUGUAGUAGAAAUCACCAUCAAGCCCUGGGAUCCCUCAGACCCUAGGAAUGCAGACGUAUCCUGUGGAACACUUGUCAGUAUGCAUCCAUUCCACGCAGACGAGGAAGGGAUGGUGUAUUUCAGAAGACAAGCCAGCUUAAUACAGUACAGCAUGAUAGAGGUAGCCCAUUUGACCAGACAAGAAACCGAAAAACAGUGUCAGCUGGAGGUACUAAGACUUGAGAACGAAAUAAAAGAGCUACAGAAGAAAUUACGAAAGAAUGAGGGCUCUGACAAUUAAAGACAGCAUUCAUAUUUUCUCAUUGUUUGAUUGCUUAACUUGUUUCUUAUUUUUGCCUGUUUUAUUACUUUUUAAAAAAUAAAUUCAAAUAUAAGGAAAA